AUGAUGCGUAAAAGGAAAGGCACCAAACACCAGACAGAGCCCGGCGUCAGCGUCAGCGUCAGCGUCAGCGUCGCCAUCACCAUCACCAUCACCAUCACCAUCACCAUCGUCAGCGUCAGCGUCACACAUCGCAGCCGGCCCCCGUCAUCCUCUCCCCCAGAGCCCGCGGAGAUCGGCAUCCGCGGCGGAAAAGUCCGGUGGCCUGGGUAA
Messenger RNA from Metarhizium album ARSEF 1941, 210 nucleotides. RefSeq lists its product as uncharacterized. The record is from RefSeq and is a predicted model, not a curated record. The coding region runs from base 1 to 210 and encodes 69 amino acids. Lineage: Eukaryota; Fungi; Ascomycota; Sordariomycetes; Hypocreales; Clavicipitaceae. The transcript has a single exon.